AUGCCGGUAUCUUUACAGAAAGUUCAUAAGCAUAUCGCUAAAAAGCGAGGGGUAGUUGACGCACUCCAUGAGAAUAGCAGAGAUGCGAAGAGAUUGCGCCGCGCAGGUAUUAGAGACGAUCGGGUUGCUCGUGUCUCUGCCACACUGGCCCGAGGACGACAGUCAUACAUUGACCGGAUUGUAUACUUCCACGAAAAUGUCCCGAAGGAUGCAGGCGCCUUCUCGGAUAGUGACAUGAUGAAUUUAAUUGUUAGAUACAUCAACCGAAGUGUCCCUGAAAUCGAGCAAUUACAGAGUGAACGGCGGAAAGGCCGACCCCCCAGCAAACGAGAGGAAAAUCUCCUCCAGCGAACCGACGUGGAGAAUAAAGAGUUUAAGACCGGUUUCUGGUUGCCCGAUCUUAGCCAACAAGAUGUAAUCAAGGCCCUUGCCUCAUGGAAUGGAGAUUGGUCCGGACUCAGCAGCAUGAAGUUCAUUCGCUUGACCAAGGAUGGUGGGAAGCAGUCUUCAGCUUUUCCUCCGAAAGGGAUGUCGUGA
This is a messenger RNA of Aspergillus nomiae NRRL 13137, 537 nucleotides long. Its product is annotated as translation machinery-associated protein 16. NCBI's taxonomy places the organism in Eukaryota, Fungi, Ascomycota, Eurotiomycetes, Eurotiales, Aspergillaceae. Bases 1 to 537 code for a protein of 178 amino acids. The transcript has 3 exons. Gene Ontology annotation, cellular component: nucleus. The record is from RefSeq and is a predicted model, not a curated record.